GACGCGGCAAUGAGAUCAGGUGAGACGCACACGCGCGCGCGCACGCUUUCGAAUGCACUUUGCGUCUUAAAAAACAAGUUGUGGCGACCAAAAGUCAAGUUUGACGGGACUCCACGCAGAAACGCGGUGACUUUCAAGUGGUCCACUUUCACAGGGAAGGCGGCCGAGAAGGCGGCCGGGAAGGGGACGUGGGGCCACAAGCUGAAGGUCAAGUUGCCCAAGAUCUACCCCCGGCUCCAAACGAUGACCCGAGGGUAUUGUGCUUCAGCCGCCACGGCGCCGCCGGUGCCGCUGACCUUCGAGCAACACCUUUCGUUGCUGCACCUGAGCGAGGCGGGCCGACUGCUGCUGGCCAGAGAGGAGCGCCUUUUUGAGGGCGGGGGCGACGCCCCGCGCCCGGAGGACGCGGACGCGCUGGCGGCCGACCGGCGGGCCUUGGAGGAGGCGGUGCUGCGGACGCUCAGGAGCUCGUUGGACGCGGUGGACGUCGAGGCCCUGAGGUCGGCAGUGACGUUCGUGCAGCUGGAGGAGGAGCAGGACCGGAUUUGGGAGCGACGCGGGGGCAUGCCGCCGCCCUGGAGGCUCAGGUGCUGGAGGGAAGCGCACGACACGACGCUGCGAAGCCUGGUGGAGGAGCGCAUGGACGCCCCCCCGACGCCCGCCGCCCUCCGCCCGGGGCAGUCGUCCAUCCAGGCCGACAUGCUCAGCAUGGGCCGGCGGCUGAGGCGCGACCUCCUGCUGGUGCUGGAGCGCGUGGAGGCGUGCUACCCCGGCCACUUCCGCAUCUGCCAGCAGUACGCCGCCUGGUACCACCGCAGCAUCGGCGCCAGGCUCAGGAAGCUGGCGGACUUUGGACUGGACGACCAGGACUGCACCUUCCUGCUGCGCUGGGUCAACGACUUCUACCCACGAUUGCUUCAAGAAGUUGAGCUGGCGGGUGAGAUCGACAGCCGAACGCUUGAAGAGCUCCUGCCCGAAGAUCUGCUCUCCCCCCUAGAGGAGCAAUACCUCAGCAGACAGCAGAGGGACCUGAGCACGUACGUGGGACGCAUCCUGGACGAGGCCCGGGAGACGUGGACCAAAGGGGGGUCGCCGCCCAAGGAGGACGGAUGCUUCACCAGUCCCCUGGCCUACGACAUCAUUCAGAUGGUAAAUGGCAUGGUGAGUGCGGCAGAGAAAGUGCUGGGCGACCUGCAGAAGGCUCAGAAUCUGACGUGUCAGCUGGAGGACUUGCUGCAGAGGUUCAGUACUUUCCAGGCUGACGUCAUCAAGCGCAACAAAGCAAACAGCACGGACUUUGUCAAAGCCAACCUCGGCUGUGUGGCGCAGUUCAGGGACUUCCUGGCGAGCAGGAGCCGCCUGUUCCCGGAGGAAGUUCGCCAAAGCUGCCUGAGCGUGCUGACCGACAUGAAACUAAGGACACAGGAGUACCUGCUCACCCCCGUGUACAGGAACCUCAAGCCGCACUGCCGAAACCUUUUCAGCCAAUACUGGUUUAAGAAGUCACCGCUUGACAAGCUGCAGCGCAGCCUGGAGGACGAAAUCCUUCAGCUCCAAGGACUGUCGCAGUCCUGUCACCAGGAGCUGAUCGGUCAGCUGCACCAAGAUGUGUCGGUGGAGUACGUCCGCAGGCUUCUGAUGGCAGAUCUCCGGCUGAAGGACAAACAGCAGCAGCAGCAGGUCGGCGACAACGUGGACCGCGACGCCAGCGCUUUGCACGACUUCUUCAUCACACAUGGCUCCAAGGAGGCGUGGCUUCAUGAACCUUUGCUCAUGAUCGCCGAAGUCCUGAAGCUCCAGGAUCUCCCUGCCAUCCAGUUCCAAAUGGCCUCGCUGGCAACGGCUUUCCCCUACCUCAGUGAGAAACAUGUGACGUAUUUGCUGAAGAUGAAGAGCAACCUCACCAAGGAGGACAAGAAAAACGUGAAGGCCGUCCUGUCGGAGAUUCCCGAUUCCGCCCAAUCGCAUCUCUUUUUCACAUUUGUGGUAGUCAAAUAGCCACAGUGCCAAAUAGUGAUCUGCCACACACUCAAUGUCGUUCUCAAUCUUCUGCAUGUGUGUGUGUGUGUUUUAUUAUAUGUUAUGAACAUUCAGGAGUUUAUUUUUGUAUAGGUUGAACAUGAACAUUUUGUUUAAUAAAGGGAAUAAUAACAAGUA
Molecule: messenger RNA, 2157 nt
Organism: Phyllopteryx taeniolatus (common seadragon)
Lineage: Eukaryota; Metazoa; Chordata; Actinopteri; Syngnathiformes; Syngnathidae
Gene: tnfaip2b
Product: tumor necrosis factor, alpha-induced protein 2b
Exons: 12
Coding region: 10-1998 (662 amino acids)
Biological process (GO): exocyst localization; exocytosis
Cellular component (GO): exocyst
Molecular function (GO): SNARE binding
Source: RefSeq, a predicted model, not a curated record